AUGCUGCGUGUCAUCGUGAUAUCCACCAUUCUCGUGAUAUCAGCGCAGGAUUGCAGCACUCCAUCAGGAACUCGCGAUACGUUUGGACAGUACCUGAAUUGCAUGAAGCAAGGCCUGGACCAAAACUACGAGCUCUAUGAAAAUGAGAUUCGAGAACAUGGCAGGAAGGCAGCACUCGCUUGCUUUUCGCCUACUAUCGAGGAGGGCAACAAAAACGACCGCUGCGUCCUCAAUGCAAAUGACCUCAAUCAGGUCGCUUGGGACAGACAUGGACCUCUGAGAGACUGCACAAUUUGCAGGACCUUUGCUUCUGGCGCUCUGAAGGCGCUGAAAUCUACACCAGCCGAGGACCAGAAAUGCAUCCGUACAGAAAUCACGAAGGCUAUCGCUCGUGAAGCCAACUUCUGCCUACAGAAGAAGAUUCCGAACUUUGCUGGAGUUCCCGACAUUCCCGAUAUCGAAGAAGGCUCUUUCGCCUACAGAGAUUCAGUGAUCUCCUAUCUAUCUGAUCAUAUUCUCAUCAAUUCCCGUUUGGCGUUCUGUGGUGAACGAAAACCAGCUCGAGCGGCGAACACCAACAAAUGUCUGAAUAAUCCCUUUGUCGGAUAUCUUAGCGAACACUGCAAAGUCCUUGCCUCAUGUGAUUCUCGUGUCGCCACCGGAACUUGCGCAACAACAAUUCCUCAAACGCGAACUGCCACUUGCCAAUGUAUCACGGACGCCCGAGAUGAGCUCAAGAAGAGGAUCAAUUCCAUUUCCGGGGUCUUCAAUGAUCUUCUUUCUGGUGGACGUGGUGGCAUCGCUAUUGGAUCAGCCAACAAAGUCGAUAUUUGCGUCUCUAGCAUCAAGAAGCAGAUGAUCACCCCAGUUAACGACUGGGUUACUGUCAUUGACUCAGCCCUAUCAACUUGCAUCAAGAAGAAACCAGCUGGACAAAAUCUCGGUAUGGAAGCCAUGCUCAAUGUGGGAUGCAGAAAAGUCUUUGCUGACACAACCGGCACUGCGGCCACCCAGCUCAAAACAGGAUUCGAUUUCGUUAACAACCUCAUCGAUGCCAUGGUAGAACGCAGUGGACGUUUCUGUGGAUCUCACUGCCUGCAAAACUAGUUUUCGCCCUAUAUCACAUUUCUUCAACAGAAUAUUCGCUCGCCCAUUUAUAUUGCCCAAUGCUCUGCCACUUUCACUUGGAAUUGAUUUCCAUUCUUUUAUCACAGCACAGGCUGUUUCUUUAGGCGUUUGUAAUAAAUUAUUCUUAUUUGUGU
Messenger RNA from Cylicocyclus nassatus, 1262 nucleotides. The record is from the annotation of a GenBank genome assembly. NCBI's taxonomy places the organism in Eukaryota, Metazoa, Nematoda, Chromadorea, Rhabditida, Strongylidae.